AUGGCGGCUCCAGGAGCUCCUGAGCAACUGCUUGCACGACUUGAAGGUCGAAGUUCCUUGAAACAAAUAGAACCAUGCCUGUUUGCUGAUGAAGAAUCACCUGUGCAUGGUGAUAUUCUUGAAUUUCAUGGUCCAGAAGGAACAGGAAAAACAGAAAUGUUUUAUCAUUUAACGACACGAUGUAUACUUCCAAAGUCAGAAGGUGGACUGGAAAUAGAAGUCUUGUUUAUUGACACAGAUCACCACUUUGAUAUGCUUCGACUCGUUACGAUCCUUGAACACAGACUGUCCCAAAGCUCUGAAGAGAGAAUAAAAUCUUGCCUUGGAAGAUUCUUUUUGGUGUACUGCAAUAGUAGCUCCCAGUUACUUCUUACUCUUUACUCACUAGAAACAUUGUUUUGUAGCCACCCCUCUCUCUGCCUUUUGAUUUUAGAUAGCUUGUCAGCUUUUUACUGGAUAGACCGUGCCAAUGGAGGAGAAAGUAUUAACUUACAGGAGUCUACUCUGAAGAAAUGUUCUCAGUUCUUAGAAAGACUUGUGAAUGAGUAUCGCUUGGUUCUUUUUGCAUCAACACAAAGCCUCAUGCAAAAAUACACAAACUCAACAGAAGGACCUUCGUCUGCCUUUAAGCAUUCAAAUAAUGAGGACAUCGACUAUAGACCCUAUCUCUGUAAGGCGUGGCAGCAAAUAGUAAAGCAUAGAAUAUUUUUUUCGAAACAAGAUGACUCUAAAAUGAACAGCCAAUUCUCCUUAGUUUCACGUCACUUAAAAAGUAACAGUUCAAAAAGACAUUUUUUUAUUAUUGGAGAAAGUGGGGUUGAGUUUUGUUGA
Messenger RNA from Chrysochloris asiatica (Cape golden mole), 831 nucleotides. Its product is annotated as DNA repair protein XRCC2-like. Gene Ontology annotation, molecular function: ATP-dependent DNA damage sensor activity; ATP binding; four-way junction DNA binding. The transcript has 3 exons. Gene Ontology annotation, biological process: double-strand break repair via homologous recombination; DNA strand invasion. NCBI's taxonomy places the organism in Eukaryota, Metazoa, Chordata, Mammalia, Afrosoricida, Chrysochloridae. The coding region runs from base 1 to 831 and encodes 276 amino acids. The record is from RefSeq and is a predicted model, not a curated record. Gene Ontology annotation, cellular component: Rad51B-Rad51C-Rad51D-XRCC2 complex; replication fork; centrosome.